Molecule: messenger RNA, 2019 nt
Organism: Penicillium brevicompactum
Lineage: Eukaryota; Fungi; Ascomycota; Eurotiomycetes; Eurotiales; Aspergillaceae
Product: putative GARP complex subunit (Sac2)
Exons: 6
Coding region: 1-2019 (672 amino acids)
Biological process (GO): retrograde transport, endosome to Golgi; endocytic recycling; Golgi to vacuole transport
Cellular component (GO): GARP complex
Molecular function (GO): syntaxin binding
Source: RefSeq, a predicted model, not a curated record
AUGUGGCGCGACCGCAUUUCAGGCCAGACAACUCCCGCCGGAGCAAAUAGCCGCAACCUCUCCCCCUACCACGACGAUCAUCCUCCCAGCUCUCCCCGAGCCCUCAUAGCCGACCUGGCGGCCUCCUCGACAUCUCUUCUGGCGACUCCAAAUGAAUCCACGACAUCCUUACCAGGCACAGCGCGCGCAACCAAUGGCUCACCGCUGAAGCAAACAAGCAUUCAACGUCCGCGACCGGCCAAUGUUCCCGAUCCGCUGGAGGUGCUCAACGGAAUCAUUGGCAAAGAAGCUCAAAUUGCCAAGAACGUGCCUACCUUGUCGUCCGAUGUGGAAAAGCCAGCGCAAUUGGUGGAAACUAUUCGCUUUGAUGGGCUAAGUCUCGAGGACUUCUUGGAAAAGGAGGAACCGGCACCGCGGAGAAAGACCCGGCAUAACGAUAUCAAUGCACAGACAGUUCACCAGUUUGAACAAGAGCGGGACAAGUUCCAAGAGCUACACACGUCCAUCACCGGCUGCGAUGAGGUCUCCAAGUCAGUUGAGCUGUACUUGAAUGAUUUCCAGAAUGAACUAGGUGCCGUUUCCGCAGAGAUCGAGACCUUGCAAUCUCGAUCAACCCAAUUGAAUUCAAUGUUAGAGAAUCGGCGCAACGUGGAGAGGCUGUUAGGGCCCGCUGUGGAGGAAAUCAGUAUCUCCCCCAAAGCCGUGCGGACCAUCGUUGAGGGCCCCAUCGAUGAGAACUGGGUGCGCGCUUUGAAUGAAAUUGAUACUCGAACGUCAAAUAUCGAGGCAAAAGCAGCUGCAUCUAACAAUGGGUUCAAGGCGGUGGAAGAUGUUCGGCCCCUCUUGACAGACGUGAAGAACAAAGCUAUUGAGAGAAUAAGAGACUACCUGGUGUCUCAAAUUCGUGCAAUGCGAUCACCAAACAUUAAUUCGCAGAUCAUUCAACAACAACGCUUGGUGAAGUUCAAAGACCUAUACAGCUAUCUUUCGAAAGCCCACCCAAAGCUAGCAGGAGAGAUCUCUCAGGCUUAUAUCAACACAAUGCGCUGGUAUUACACUUCGCAUUUCACGCGUUAUCUGCAAGCACUGGAUAAGGUCAAGGUCUACCCCCCUGACAGAAAUGAGGUGCUUGGAGGUGAUCCCUCCACACACCGGACAGGUAACAUCAUUCCCGGCGGCCGAGCUGGCUCUGUCGCACACGACCCCUUUUCUUUGGGCAGACGGAUUGAUAUUCUGCGCACCGGAAACCUCCAAGCUCUAUCCUCUUACCUGGCUGAGGAGGAUAAUACUUUCCAUGGAAUUGAAGUCCCCUUCCGAAACUUUAACCUUGCAUUGGUGGACAAUGUUUGCUCCGAAUACUCUUUCCUGACGGAGUUCUUCUCCGCGAAAACAUUCCAUCAAAUCUCUCGCAAUGCCGUGGAAAUCUUCCAACAGGUCUUCAGUUUAGGCCAGGGCUUGACUAAGAAGUUGAUUGAGCAAACGACAGACUCUCUAGGUGUUUUAAUGUGUGUUCGUCUCAAUCAGCAUUCAGCAUUUGAGCUCCAGCGCCGCAAAGUCCCAGUCGCAGACUCCUAUGUGAAUGGAACGAACAUGCAGUUAUGGCCGCGUUUCCAAGUCAUCAUGGACCACCAUGGCGAAUCGCUCAAACGCGUCGGGUCCAAUACUGGGCGAAGUGCCGUUUCGGCGCUUUCUAUCGCAGGCGGAGAUGACUUGAAACAGUCAUCCGCACCGCACUUCUUGACCCAACGAUUCGGACAACUUCUCCAUGGAAUUCUGGUCCUGAGCAGCGAUGCCGGUGAUGAUGAGCCGGUAUCUAACAGUUUGGCUCGGUUAACAGCUGAAUUUGACUUGCUCCUCGCCAAGUUGAGUCGUAAUGGCACUGAUGCUAAACGGAGAGAGCGUUUCCUUUUCAACAAUUAUUCAUUGAUUCUUACCAUCAUUAGUGAUACCCAGGGCAAAUUAGCGAACGAACAGAAGCAGCAUUUGGAUGAGAUGUUAAAGAACAGCACCAAGCGAUAG